CUCCCCGGCCAUCCUCACCCUCCUCCUCCCGGCUCUCUCCUCCGGACUCACACAUGGACUUUGAAGGGAAAGUGUGGCCGUUGUCGGGCGGCUUCGGCCGUUACACCCGGCUGGUGUGUGCGGCCUCCUGGCUGCCCAAUGUCCUCCUGGCUCUGGCCUUCUCCUCACACAGCCCGCCCGGGGGAUGCCGAGGAGAGCCCGGGGGAGGCUGCGGGAACAACACCGGAGAGAACACCAGCUGCUGGCUGGAGGACACCAUCAUCACUCAGUGGGACCUCGUGUGUGACGAUGAAUGGAAGGUGCCUCUGGCGCAGAUCUGUUACCUGAUUGGCUGGAUGGUUGGUUACAUCAUAUUUGGCUGCAUCUGUGACAGGUUUGGACGGCGCAAUGCGUUCAUCAGCUCCCUGGUGGUGGCUCUGCCAUUUGGAGUGGCCUUGUGUUUUUCUCCAGGAUUCCUCAGCUUCCUUCCCCUCCAGGCCGGCUUCGGAGCAGCUCUGGCUGGAAUCUUCCUGUCUCUGUACAUAGCUAGACUGGAGCUUUGCCUUCCUGGUCGCCGACUUAUGAUUACAAUGAUUGCCGGCUUUUUCUGGCUGGGCGGAGAGCUCCUUUUGCCAGGCCUGGCUGUCCUGUGUAGUGACUGGAAGAUCCUACAGGGGGUGAUCACUGGCCUUUUAGCCUUAUUAUUGGGCUACUGGUGCUGCAGGUUGCUGUUUCCCGAAUCGCCUCGCUGGCUCCUGGCCACCCAGCAGGUUAAUCAGUUGAAAGCGGAGCUGUAUCUGUUCUCCAGAGCGAAUGGAGUAGACACCAGGGAGGACCUGUCUAGCGGAGACGGCCUGUUUACAGAUAUAGACUCGUUAUGGGAGGGUUUUCCCCGGCCGCGGUAUUACAACAUAUGCAGCAUCUUUAGGACCCGUCUUAUAUGGAAGAAUGCUCUGAUUCUGGGAUUCACCACGUUCAUCGGCUGUGGGAUCCGGCCGUGCUUUGCUCACAACCUCAUGGUUCUGGGUGACUCCUUCCCAUAUUUCCUGCAGGUCGGCAGUGAGGCUCUGGCCUGUAUAUUCCUCUGUAUCACUGUGAACCAUUGGGGGCGCCGGGCCGUUCUCCUGCUCUGCACCAUACUGACCGGUUUCUGCUCUCUGCUGCUCCUGGCGCUCACACAGUAUCUCUUCUCCGGAGCCUCUAUAGCCAUAUCUGUCCUCGGCUCCCUCUGUGCCCACGCUGUGGUGAUGCUGAGCGUCUUCUAUGCCAGCGAGGUGCUGCCAACAGUCAUCCGGGGCUCCGGCCUAGGUGUGAUUCUGGGAAUCAGCAUGUUGGGUCGAGCGGCCCUCCCCAUCAUCGUUCUCCAGAAGAGGUCCGGCUUCUUCCUCUUCCAUGUGGUCCUGUCCUCCUUCUGUAUCCUGUCUGUCCUCAGCCUUCUUCUUCUGCCCGAGACCAAAAGGAAGAGUCUCCCUGACACCCUGAGACAAGGCGACAGCCUGCGCCGCCCACCCCUUCUCCUCCAAGCCACCCAGGAUGCCGUACCCUUACUAUCCCCAGACAAACCCAGUACGGAUUACAAUCCCGAGAACUAUGCCUGCCUUGCCAGCUCCACCAAAAAAAUGAUCAGAACUGGGUCCAAAUCCGGAGAGGAUAACAAAGCGCUUACUGACGAGUAAUAGGGCCAUUACAUGGAUACGAUGCGGGCACCGUGCAAUA
Molecule: messenger RNA, 1695 nt
Organism: Nanorana parkeri
Lineage: Eukaryota; Metazoa; Chordata; Amphibia; Anura; Dicroglossidae
Gene: SLC22A31
Product: solute carrier family 22 member 31
Exons: 9
Coding region: 54-1655 (533 amino acids)
Biological process (GO): transmembrane transport
Cellular component (GO): membrane
Molecular function (GO): transmembrane transporter activity
Source: RefSeq, a predicted model, not a curated record